This is a messenger RNA of Selaginella moellendorffii, 2863 nucleotides long. RefSeq names its product C-type lectin receptor-like tyrosine-protein kinase At1g52310. Gene Ontology annotation, molecular function: ATP binding; protein kinase activity. The transcript is spliced from 4 exons. The coding region runs from base 864 to 2756 and encodes 630 amino acids. Lineage: Eukaryota; Viridiplantae; Streptophyta; Lycopodiopsida; Selaginellales; Selaginellaceae. The record is from RefSeq and is a predicted model, not a curated record. Gene Ontology annotation, biological process: protein phosphorylation.
GUGGCAUUGAAUGGCCAAGGCUGGAAUUAUUACCACAUCAAGUUGUCAACUUUUAAAACGAGCUAGAGCUCGGAUCAAUGGCUGGAUGGAUGGAUGGAUGGAACCCUCCAAUGAGGUAGCGUUUUGCCUUUUUAUACCUUACCCGGGGGUAAAAACGGGCAGGGAUUUCCGCAACGGAAUGCGCGAUUCCCGGGCGGGAAUGUGUCUAAGGUUUAGGGUUUAUCAGAUCUGUGCGCUUGUUUUUAGUCGCGUGUUUCAGCUGAUUCGGUGCCAAAUGCGAGGAAUCUAGCAGCGGCGGCAGCAGCAAACGAUUCUUCCGCCUCAGCAGAUGCCAGUUCCACGAUUCGCAGUAGCGGCGCCAGAUAAUCUUCAUGUUUCUCCGCAUUUCUCAAGGUAAUCUUCCCAUUCGCGAAUCGCGACGCCGAGAGCUGUGGUUGCGGGCAUUGAUUCUCGCUCUCUAGAUUCACAAGGGCCCGGGCUAGAUUGGUAAAUCGUCCUCCAGGUACCGGACAGUUGUGGGAAAAAGAAUUAAGAACAGGGAGAUAGGGCUUGCUUGCGCUGGAGGCAUCUGGUAGAAUAAAAGGCAGGGCAGGGGCUCACAGGAUUCUUUCCUCUUCUUUUUUCUCCUUUUUUUCUUUCUCUUGGGGGCUUGCUUUAUGAAUGUAGCCAGAGCUACUCCCGCUGUUAGUUCCUUGCUGCAGUACUACCGCGAGAUUCAAUGGGAUUGAGUAGCGGCCUUUGUGGACGAAUGGCAAGAAGAAGGCCACCAAGUUUUACUGCUGCUGCUGCUGCUACUACCAUCUUCUCCAGAGAGGCAAGAUCUGCGGCGACGUUACUACACUCUCCUGGGAUCUCUCUCGGCUAUGCUGGGAAGUCUGGCUCUACUGCUAGAAGCUGCUGGUAAUGACGAAGAUCAAGUAGAGCGGGAUGGUGGUGGCGAUGGAGCUUGGUGCGUAAAGCACCAUCAUGGCGACCCGAGAAUCAUGGACGAAGUGCAAAGAGGAACAAGGUGGAGGAGGAUAUUUCUCUCAUUGGUGGUGUCUGCCGGGGCGGGCAUCGUUUUGCUCUUCAUUGCCUUUGGCAUUAUAGUCUCUGCCACGGGACAGAGACGACACCAGCGCAGUAGCAGUGGACAAGGCAGCAGGCUUUCUCUUCUCGAGGAGAAGCAAAACUCGUUUGUAGCAACUUGUCCGGAUGGAUGGCUACGAGGACCGGCUGAUCGAUGCUUUAUGCUCGUCAACGCGAGCAGCACUUGGGAGGAAUCCGAGACGAGUUGCCGGAACAGGAGUGGUCACCUGGCCUCUAUAACUUCCGAUGCCGAGGUCGCGUUUGUCAAAGGCCACUGUACCGGUGUCUUUGAUCCGUGCUGGGUCGGGGCUGUGAUAUCCAACACCAGCCGGGGAGUUUUGUGGAGGUGGAGCGACUGUCACGUACGCUGGAAUUUUUCCUUCGCUUCCAGCAAUUGCUCCAGCUCGGGUUGCGUUAACUUGGGAGAAUAUUGCUUGUCUGUGUCAAGCAUGCGCGGGCUUGUACGUGAGAACUGUGGAGACAGGCAUAGAUUCGUCUGUGUUCUUGCUACGAAAGAGGGCGAAUGUAUACGAGCUACAAACCGCAAAGCGUACCUCAUCGUACUUAUAGCCGUAAGCUGUUUGAUACUUGUCACGGCAUUAGCGAUUGUCAUCUGGCUUCUAGUCUAUAGAAGGAAGAGGAGGAGGAGGAGAUCGAGAAGAGCGCCGUCGUCUUCCAUGGUGCCGCUCUCCUCGCUCAGACUAUUUACUCUGGACGAGCUUAGGAUCGCCACCAACAAUUUUGGGAUGGAGAACAGGCUCCGGGGUAGCACUUUCAAGGGGAUUCUCUCCGAUGGCGUUUUGGUGGCUGUCAAGAAGCUGGAACGAUCGAGCUUCCAAAGUCGGAAAGAGUUUCUAGCGGAGAUGAACCGGAUAGCGCGGCUGCGGCAUCCAAGUCUGGUGGCGGUCAUUGGAUGCUGCUACGAUCACGGCGAGCGAUACAUAGCCUACGAGUACAUCGCGAAUGGGCCGCUCGACCUCUGGCUGCACGACCCCGUCAGGAGAGGAACGCUGGACUGGAGAACGAGGAUGCAAAUUGCGGUCACCGCUGCUCAAGGCAUAGCAUACUUGCACGACCAAGUGAAGCCUCACGUCAUCCACAGGGACAUCAAGGCGAGCAGCAUUCUCCUCGACGACAAGUUCCACGGCCGCGUCAUGGGAGUGGGCCUGGCCAGCGUCGUGCCGUGGGAGGCCGCCUACGAGCGCACGGUGGUGGCAGGGACGCACGGCUACCUCGCCCCGGAGUUCGUCUACCGCAACGAGCUCACCACCAAGAGCGACGUCUACAGCUUCGGCGUGCUCAUGCUGGAGCUCAUCAGCGGCCGCAAGCCGGCCAUGCCAGUGGACGUGGUGGACUGGCAGACCAUCUUCGAGUGGGCGACGCCACUGGUUCAGUCGCAGCAGCUGCAGGAGAUCAUCGAUCCGUCGCUCACGUCGAUUCCCGCCCCCGCACACAUCCAGAUGCUCGUGGAUCUCAUCUACAGCUGCACGCAGCACGUCGCGUCUAUGAGGCCUCGGAUGUCUUACGUUGUUCAUCAGCUCGAUCAGCUCAAGGACGUGGAGAGCUUGCAGCCCAGGCAGCAGCAGCAGCAGCAAAUACAAGAGGUGGUUUAUCCCGCGAGAGAUGCUCGCUCCAAAGAGCCGGCUCUCAUCACAGUCCAGUCGGAGAUCAUGGAGUCUCUCUUCUAGGCUCUCAAGAUUCCAUUGGAAGAAAGAACUCGUUAUGGUAGAAAGGAGAAACUUUGUGCUUGAUUUUAUCCAUUAACGCCAGAAUUGUCAUUGUUUCCUCUCAAAUA